AUGGGGGAGGCGGCCAGCGCCGCGCCCGCCCUCUGGGACUGGGGCUACUUGGACCGCUGCUUCGCCCGCCACCGCGUCUGCAUCUCCUUCAGCCUCUGGCUCUGCGCCUCCUCCUGCUGGAUCGCCGCCCACACACUGCUCCUCUAUCUGAGAUGUGCCAAGAAGUGCAGACAGGACCAGUCCGCGCUAUGUGCCGCGUGCUGCCUCCUGGCCAGCCUGUGCGACACGGUCGGGGCGAUUCUGGCCAGACAGCUCGCGAUCCAGGUUUUCACUGGUGCCUACCUGGCAGCUGUUGACCUGGUGAACUUUGUGUUCAUUCUCUUCCCAGUCUGCGGCUCCAAGUUGAAGUCUAAUUCGGGUCACGGCUCCCAGGAGAGGAAGGGGAGGCAGCGGCUCAGGGCCAGCGUAUUUGCCUUGACUCUGCCCCUGAGCCUGGGCCCCUGCUGGGCUCUCUGGGCUUUUGUCCCGAAGGCUUCAGGCCUUGUCCGAGGGCCACAGCGGAGGCUGCUGGGAAGCCUGCUGCAGGACAACACUGAAAUGUUUGGCUACCUGCUGGGUGGCAUCGCUGCCUGCGGCUCCUGGGCCUCCCGGAUGCCCCCACUCGCCAGAAUCUGCCGGGGUAAGACGCUUCCCUGCAUCCACCUGUGGACCCGGCUCCUGUCGGCCCUGGCUGGCCUCCUCUACGCCUCAGCCAUUGUGGCCCAUGACCGGAGGCCCGAGUACCUGCUGCGGGCCACACCCUGGUUCCUGACCUCCCUGGGCCGCGCGGCGCUGGACCUCGCUAUCAUUUUCCUUUCCUGGGUGAUGAAAAGCAAGUUGAGGCGGGCCUUGGGAUUUGCCUCUGAAGCCAGAGAGAGCCCCGACACCCAAGCCCUUCUGACCUGCGCAGAGAAGGAGGAAGACAACGAGGAGGCGAGGAAUCACGGGCUGGAAAACCGCUGGUCCCCCCAGUGUCUGCAUGUGGAGGGGAUGGAGAAUUCAGAUUGGGUGCCUCUCACUACACUGCCGCCCUGCAAGCCACUCAGGACAAUGACAGCCAUUAGUCACUACAUGGAGCUGACCAUCGAGCCAGUGCAACAGGCGGGCUGCAGCGCCACCAGGCUGCCUGGCGACGGACAGAUGAACCUUGGAGACAUGCCCCUGCCGGAGCCGCCCUCGUACCCUCCCAUCCGGGUCAUCCGGGCCCGCGUGUCUUCCAGCAGCUCCUCCGAGGUCCCCUCCAUCAACUCCGACCUUGAGUGCGACCCCGAAGAUAUAAACCUUGAAGGGAAUAAAGACCGCGUGAAGAUGCUUAGAUCCCAGAUGCAAAGGUGUCCUAUGAGGCCAGUGGACUUGACUUCUGAAGAGUAA
This is a messenger RNA of Pipistrellus nathusii (Nathusius's pipistrelle), 1350 nucleotides long. The record is from the annotation of a GenBank genome assembly. Lineage: Eukaryota; Metazoa; Chordata; Mammalia; Chiroptera; Vespertilionidae.